CGGACGCGCGCGGUCCGCAGCGGGGGCGCGCACCCCUCGGGCGCCUUGCGGAGGCAGUCCCGGGACCCCUCCCCGCGCGGGCGCGUGGCCGGCCGUCGCUUAGCUACGGGACGCGCCCCGGGGCCCCCGGCCAGUUCCCGCGGAGCAGCCAUGUCCCAGGAGGAGCCCCCUGCGUGCGUGGGCGAGGCCGAGCCCCGGGCCCCCGCGGCCCCCGAGAAGACCAGCGACUACUAUUGCGUGAGCGAGCGCCUGCCGCGGAGGUUCAACCACCCGGGGUGGUUCCGUGGCUACAGGAGCGCGCAGGCGGCCUCCGUGUACAGGACCAGCAACCAGGUGUACGGGAGCAGAGCGCCCACGGUGCACGAGAUGCCUAAGGUCUUCUAUCCGUAUUCGAGUAAGUUUUCCCGAGAGUUCGCGGUGGGCGGGAUGUUCCAGAGCAGCGCUUUCAACGUGGGCUUGGAGAAGAGCGUGGUGACCGGGCCGGACAACCACGUGACCGCCUGCGACCGCCUCAACUUCCACCCCAGCUACAACGCCAGCCGGCCGUCCAUCUGCGACUGAGGCCGGCCCGGCGCCCGCGGCUGAGGGCCCGGCCUCGAUUCCGCUGCUUUUUCCCUGGAGGGUCUCUGGUCCCCGGGAUGGAGGGCCGUCCAGACGGGCCGGGACACCCUGCUCUGUCCGGCCGGCCGCCGAGACGUGUGGGGAGGACGCUUGGACGGUUUGUGUGGGCAUUAAAGGUGUUGC
This is a messenger RNA of Lepus europaeus (European hare), 744 nucleotides long. RefSeq names its product piercer of microtubule wall 1 (gene PIERCE1). The coding region runs from base 151 to 561 and encodes 136 amino acids. NCBI's taxonomy places the organism in Eukaryota, Metazoa, Chordata, Mammalia, Lagomorpha, Leporidae. Gene Ontology annotation, cellular component: axonemal microtubule. The record is from RefSeq and is a predicted model, not a curated record. The transcript is spliced from 3 exons. Gene Ontology annotation, biological process: axoneme assembly.